GUGAUUUAUUGGCUUUUCUGUGAGGGAUAUAGUAGCUUCAUAGUAGCAAACACAACAUUUUCCAACUCUUCCAUUAUAAGCUAGUAAAGCAGAGUUAAAAUCCAGAAUUUAUCAAUUGGUUUUAGAGGUAUUAUGUAGCUGUAGCACUUUUGGGACUUCUUUGGGCCAAGAGCCCACAAAUUGAUGCUUUUAGGCAUUAGUCUGCUAUUGGCUUUCUACCUAAACAGUUGCCUCACUAAGUAAAAAUGGGAAAUAGUAGUUUUGAUGGCACCACUCUGCUGUGCGGAAUCUGCAGUGUGGUUUACAUCGUUUUUAUUACUUUCGCAAUACUCACCAUAGUCAUGUGCUGAGAAUAACUUGUAUCCUAUCCUAUUGUCUUCAAUGCCAAACCUAAUUUCGGAUAAUUUAAUUUUCAAUUG
Molecule: messenger RNA, 419 nt
Organism: Drosophila ananassae
Lineage: Eukaryota; Metazoa; Arthropoda; Insecta; Diptera; Drosophilidae
Exons: 1
Coding region: 246-350 (34 amino acids)
Source: RefSeq, a predicted model, not a curated record